AUGUUUAGCAGCAGAAUAUUCGAUCCGUCAAACAGGAGCUUCUCCAAGAGCUUCUCCAAGGGCCAAAAGACUUCGAGAUCGAGCUCUUCGUUUAGCAAAGACAGCGGAGUGAGCAAAAGACGCCAUGAAUCUCGCCACAAAAGACCCGCCACAGCUUCUACUGUCGCGGACUGCGGAGAUGCUACCGCGGGCGGGCACUCAUCUUCUGCUAUCGUGACGCUGGUAAUAGGCUCUGAGCAACGACUCUUUGCCGCUCACGAAGACGUUCUUUGUGCCAGUCCAUUCUUCAACAAUACCCUCCACGCCUACGUCGACUCUACCGUCAAGAAGAUUGCGCUGCCUGACGAGGAACCGGAAAUUUUCAGCUCUGUUCUAGAGUACCUCUACAAGGGAGAUUACUUCCCGCGACUGACCCAUAACAAUCGUCGCAACUCUUGGGAACUUGAGCCCGAAGAUGCCGAGCGAAGAGUUGAGAGCACCGUCUAUCAUCGUAGUGUUGAUGGCGACUUGCUCAAAGACACGGUGAUUUACUGUGCUGCUGAGAAAUAUGGGCUGCAAGAGCUGAAGAAUCUGGCCCUUCGUAAGCAAGGCUUGCAAUCUGGCAUCCAGUGCAGCACCAUCUUGGCAUCCGCACGCUAUGCCUAUGCCAACACGCCUGAUACGGACUCCAAGCUCAGAGCUCACUAUCUUGCCCUCAUCAUCCGGUCCCGUAACACCUUCAAGCGUAGCGGGACUAUGCAACUUGAAAUGUAUAACGGUGGCACACAGCUCUUCUUUGAUCUUUUCGUUGCACUGUGUAAUCAUGUUGACGAUAUUUCCUCUGUACAAGGUACCCCGAGAUCUAGCCGCCAUAAAUGA
Ustilaginoidea virens is the source of this 858-nucleotide messenger RNA. RefSeq lists its product as uncharacterized. Gene Ontology annotation, molecular function: protein binding. Bases 1 to 858 code for a protein of 285 amino acids. The record is from RefSeq and is a predicted model, not a curated record. The transcript is spliced from 4 exons. Lineage: Eukaryota; Fungi; Ascomycota; Sordariomycetes; Hypocreales; Clavicipitaceae.